This is a messenger RNA of Acanthosepion pharaonis, 1584 nucleotides long. The record is from the annotation of a GenBank genome assembly. Lineage: Eukaryota; Metazoa; Mollusca; Cephalopoda; Sepiida; Sepiidae.
AUGGCGCCGUCCAUAACAUAUGUGGCUGCGGCAAUUACGUGUCUCAAACUUUUGUUAAUACCUUCCUAUAGAUCAACAGAUUUUGAAGUCCACAGAAACUGGUUAGCAAUUACACACAGUUUACCCAUCAAGAAAUGGUAUUAUGAGGAUACUUCGAUUUGGACAUUGGAUUACCCUCCAUUAUUUGCCUGGUUUGAAUUUGGUCUUUCUCAAAUUGCCCAGUUCUUUGAUCCACAGAUGCUGGUGAUCCGUAAAGAUCCAUACGCAUCUUUGGCAACGAUAUACUUCCAACGUCUGUCUGUAAUUUUUUCUGACUUUCUUCUUAUCUAUGCUGCUCAUGAGCUCUGCACCAAAGUAUUACGUCAUCAUGGUAGGACAAAUGAAGCAAAUAUAUUCUACAACCGAAAUUUCAUCAUGACAAUCAUGCUCAUAAGCAACUUUGGACUUUUAAUAGUUGACCAUAUUCAUUUUCAGUACAAUGGUUUCUUAUUUGGCCUUUUAUUGUUAUCUGUGGUGCGAAUAUGCCAGGGCAAAAAUCUUCAAGGUGCCUUUUGGUUUGCUGUAUUGUUAAACUUUAAACAUAUCUUUCUGUAUAUUUCACCGGCAUAUUUCGUCUACCUGCUCAGAUGCUAUUGUUUUAAAUCUACUUUUGACACAAAGAUUUCCUGGCGUUCUUUUUCCUUCCGUAGAUUUAUUAGUCUUGGACUUGUUGUUUUGAGUGUGUUUGCAAUAUCAUUUGGACCUUUUAUUUACCUGAAGCAAAUCCCCCAAAUUCUAUCCAGACUUUUUCCAUUCAAACGAGGUCUUUGCCAUGCUUAUUGGGCACCCAAUUUCUGGGCAAUUUAUAAUGUUAUUGACAAAGCUGCUGUUAUUAUUGGUUUACGAACUGGCUUACUGGAUGCUCACAUGAUUGGAGGGUCGACAAUGACAGGGGGUCUAGUCCAAGAGUUCCGACAUACAGUACUGCCUUCAGUCAAACCACACAUUACUCUCCUCUUAACAAUCAUCUCCAUUUUGCCAAUUUUGAUGAAAAUCUGGAGUAAUCCCCAAGGAAUCCAGAGUUUUCUCCAAGGAAUCAUCCUUUGUGCCUUUGGAUCAUUCUUAUUUGGUUGGCAUGUCCAUGAAAAAGCUGUCCUCAUGAUUUUGAUUCCAUUCAGCUUGUUGGUACUAGAAAGUAAACGUGAUGCUGGUCUCUUCCUGAUAAUGUCGACUGUUGGAAACUACUCUCUCUUCCCGUUACUGUUUACACAAAAAGAAACACCAAUCAAAAUAUGUGCCAUGCUGUUAUAUACUUUAUAUCUGUUUAUGGCUUUGUCAAGAUUCCAUGGUGUCCGAUCCAAGUUUUAUCAGCUCCCUCUGUUGUCGAUUCCUGAAAGCCUUUACCUUAUGGGUCUUGUGCCUGUAGAAUUUUUCAACAGUCUCUUGAGUCCAAUGUUAGGAUUGGAUGUCAGGUUACCAUUCUUAUCCCUCAUGUUAACUUCUGUCUAUUGCAGCCUGGGACUUAUCUAUUCAUGGUUCAAGUUUUAUUAUCACAUUCUACUGGACAAUAGUGCUGUCAAAAAAGACAAACAAAAAAAACAUUAA